Molecule: messenger RNA, 1938 nt
Organism: Myripristis murdjan (pinecone soldierfish)
Lineage: Eukaryota; Metazoa; Chordata; Actinopteri; Holocentriformes; Holocentridae
Gene: srsf1a
Product: serine and arginine rich splicing factor 1a
Exons: 4
Coding region: 314-1057 (247 amino acids)
Cellular component (GO): cytoplasm; nucleus
Molecular function (GO): mRNA binding
Source: RefSeq, a predicted model, not a curated record
CGUUUCCGGGACGCGUGAAUGCCUCGGUAUAGAAGCGCGGUUCCUGAAGAGUGGCGUGAACAGGAGAGAGGAGGCGCACUGCAAACACAGCCCGACGAUACACAGCGUUAACUUGCACAUUAGGAGCAUCGGAUAUUGUAUCUCGUACUAUUGUUUCGUGGCUUUCGUCCGGCGGCUGCAGGCUGUUUGAUAAACGUCUCGGUUCGGCCGAAGUCGUUGCGCCAACUCGCACAGCUAAACAACAAACCGUUAUCUCUAGCUAGCUAGCUCCAGUUAGCGUGUAGUUAGCCGUCGAGGUAGCCGUCCAGCUACAAUGUCGGGUGUUGUGCGAGGCCCUGCUGGCAACAACGACUGCCGAAUUUACGUGGGAAAUCUCCCCCCCGAUAUCCGCACCAAAGAUGUGGAAGAUGUCUUCUACAAAUACGGAGCGAUCCGAGACAUCGAUCUGAAGAACCGGAGAGGGGGGCCUCCCUUCGCCUUUAUUGAGUUUGAGGACCCGAGGGACGCAGACGAUGCUGUGUACGGACGUGAUGGAUAUGACUACGACGGCUACCGGCUGCGUGUGGAGUUUCCCCGGAGCGGCAGGGGCUCAGGCAGAGGAGGCUUCAGCGGGGGGGGACUUGGCGCUCCUCGGGGCAGAUAUGGGCCCCCAUCCAGACGCUCCGAGAACAGGGUCGUAGUCUCGGGGCUCCCCCAGAGUGGCAGCUGGCAGGACCUGAAGGACCACAUGCGUGAGGCUGGCGAUGUGUGUUACGCUGACGUUUACAGAGAUGGAACCGGGGUUGUAGAAUUUGUGCGCAAAGAAGACAUGACCUAUGCCGUUCGAAAGCUGGACAACACCAAAUUCCGCUCACAUGAGGGAGAGACUGCGUACAUUCGUGUGAAAGUAGAUGGUCCCCGCAGCCCGAGUUAUGGAAGAUCACGCUCCCGUAGCCGUGGCAGCCGGAGCAGGAGCCGCAGUCGCAGCGCCAGCCGCAGCCGCAGCAAUUCCCGUGCCCGUGGCAGAGGAUCGCCCCGCUACUCGCCUCGUCACAGCCGCUCUCGCUCUCGUUCCUAAAUCUUUCUCCCAUCGAUGUUUUGCUCUUUUGAUGAAUCCCCUGUAUACCCUCCUGUUUUUACCCCUUAUAAGUUUUUCCAGAUGUCAACUAUUGAUUUUAAUUUUUUGCAUUUCAUGUCCCGAUGUCCUUGUGGAUGAUCUUGGUAUGUAGAUGUACCCCUUUCACCUUUCCUCCCCUUUCCAGCUUUGUCCUUUGUUUUGCACCCUUCCCCUUUUUUUGACUGUCUUCUCAAUUUUUGCAACGUUAGAAAUUGUGCUGUGCUGAACUUCAAAAAGGUUGAGUUGUAACGAGUUGCACUCAAUGUUUUUGCAAGUGUUAAAUUGAGUUUUUUUUUUUUUCCUCCUCACGGGAUGGCUGGGGUGGGUAUAUAGGGUGGGGGGCCUAAUGUUUAACUGUAUUUUACCCUUGUGUCUUCCUUUAGACAUCUGAAGAUAAGGAUUAAAGAAUGAUUUGGAAUAAAACCAUUGUGGAGCACAUUUCAUUUGUAUGGUCAGGAUAGGACAUCUAAUUCAGGAGGAGUAAGGUCGAGAGGCUAUGGUACGCUUCAUAUUCCAUAAAUUGAUGUUUUAAUUGGUUGCCAUAUGCUGCAUGUCAUAAUUUAACUAAGCCCUAUGUGCUGUACUUCAUGUAAUUUUUUUAACACUCUACUCUGGUCUUGCGCCAGAAUGAGCAGUCCUAAAUCAGUAUUGUGACAUCAGUGUAGCUGUGUAACAUCUUUACUGUCACGUGCAAAAUCUGAAUUGCUAUUUGGGUGGGAAGGUGUUCCAGUUAAAAUCUCUUCAUUACUUAAAUGUAUGACUUCAGGGAAUGACAGUUUGGUGCUCAUUGGCAUUUUUCUUGACCAGUGUCUGUCAUGAGUGCUCAACAUGAAAAAAAAAAA